This is a messenger RNA of Glycine soja, 1360 nucleotides long. Its product is annotated as heavy metal-associated isoprenylated plant protein 3-like. The record is from RefSeq and is a predicted model, not a curated record. NCBI's taxonomy places the organism in Eukaryota, Viridiplantae, Streptophyta, Magnoliopsida, Fabales, Fabaceae. Bases 12 to 1025 code for a protein of 337 amino acids. The transcript is spliced from 5 exons. Gene Ontology annotation, molecular function: metal ion binding.
AAACACGCACCAUGUGCUUAUUGUUUCCCUGCUAUAUAUACCCACAUUUCGCCAUAAAGUUUCACACUUACCACUACUACCAAUACUCCUCGCACAACACAACCACAAUGGCCGCGAAGAAGAAGAAUGGCGGCGGAAACGGCAACAACAAGGAGAACGAAGACAGCACCAUCACCGUCGUCUUGAAGGUCGAAAUGCACUGCGACGGUUGCGCUUCCAAAAUCAUCAAACACCUCCGCUGUUUCCAAGGUGUGGAGACGGUGAAGGCUGAUAGCGACGCCGGGAAGGUGACCGUGACCGGAAAAGUGGACCCCACGAAAGUGAGGGAUAACCUGGCGGAGAAGAUAAGGAAGAAGGUGGAACUGGUGUCUCCGCAGCCCAAGAAGGAGCAGGAGAACGAGAAAGAGAACAAGGAUGCUAAGGCAAACAACAAAUCCGAGAAUAACAAAACCCAGGACAAAAAAACCAAGGACAAAGAGGUGGUAACCACCGCUGUUCUGAAGCUGGCAUUGCAUUGCCAGGGUUGCCUAGACAGGAUUGGCAAAACUGUGUUGAAAACCAAAGGAGUGCAAGAAAUGGCCAUUGACAAGGAAAAGGAAAUGGUGACUGUGAAAGGGACAAUGGAUGUUAAGGCUCUGGCAGAGAAUCUCAUGGAGAAGCUGAAGAGGAGGGUUGAGGUGGUUCCUCCAAAGAAAGACAAGGAAGGUGGUGGUGGUGAUGAUGAGAAGGAAGUAUCAGGGAAGAAGAAGAACAAGGGUGGUGGUGGAGGAGACAAGAAUGAGAAUAUUGAAGAUGGAAUAGAGAAAAUAGAGUAUAACAGAAUGGAGUAUUUGGCACCACCUGCUUUUGGCUUUGGUUAUGGACCUUAUGGUGGUGGUUAUGGACAUGGACAUGGGCAUGGGCAUGGCAACAUUGGUGGGUAUAGCUAUGUGCCAGUGUACCCGGAGCAGAUGCACUUUCACUUGCAUGCACCACCACCACAAAUUUUCAGUGAUGAAAACCCGAAUGCUUGUUCUGUCAUGUGAGUGAGGUUGUUUCUUUCCAUUUAACUGGGUGAUGGAUGGUGAUAAUGAUGGUGUGCUUAGAGAACUAGAUACUAGAGUCUAGAGUGUUUCUUUCCAUUCUUUUUUUUUUCUUUCAAUUUUUGGUUCUUAGAAUUCCACGGGAACUUUUGAGAUGUUUUUGUGUUUAGGGAAGAAAAGGGGGGUUUUGAAUUUUGAUGUGAUUAGAUAACCAAUACCGCUGAUAUAUUAUUAUUAAAUGGGAAUGCCAAUUUCAGAAUUUGUUAUUACUAGUUGAUGCAUAAUGUAAAUGAUGGAGUGAUAUGGAGUUGGAAAUGGAAUAGAUCUCAAUUCUGACA